Molecule: messenger RNA, 5899 nt
Organism: Trichomycterus rosablanca
Lineage: Eukaryota; Metazoa; Chordata; Actinopteri; Siluriformes; Trichomycteridae
Product: adhesion G protein-coupled receptor B1-like
Exons: 31
Coding region: 607-5211 (1534 amino acids)
Biological process (GO): adenylate cyclase-activating G protein-coupled receptor signaling pathway; engulfment of apoptotic cell; negative regulation of angiogenesis
Cellular component (GO): postsynaptic density; plasma membrane; dendrite
Molecular function (GO): G protein-coupled receptor activity
Source: RefSeq, a predicted model, not a curated record
AAAAGUACCAACACAGACCCGAGGUGCUGUUCAACGCUGAUAGAAAGACGUGGAUAGACCAGCUUGCGCGCUUUUGCCUUUGGUUUCCGAGUGCGAGCUCGUGUAUUUGUCGGAAUUGCAGCGAACAAACCCGAGUUGGUAGUUAAACUCUCUGGAGUUUGGUGUGAGUCGCUUUAUUUGCUGUUUUUCGCUUGUGGAAGUGGACUGCACUGAUACUUGGAAUCGGUCAGACGAGUAAAACACGAAGAAGCCCAAGCAGCUUCUCCGCCGCUUUUAUUUUAUUUUCCUGCCCGCAAGUUUGCCUUCAACUUCGCCGCAAAGGAGAGUUUGAAGAAAGCGGGAGCGGACAAGAUUUCCACGCGGUGCCACCUGUGGAUGGAGAGACUCUAUCAUUACGCACACUAUUGAAGAUCUGCUUCAGACAGAGAUGUCCCACUUAUUCUAGUAAAGUUUAAAACCCUCCAUCCACUAAAACAAACAACCAUCAAGAGAAAAAUCCCCCAAAAAAUUCAAUAUUGAGCAACAAAAUCUUCCAAGGAAUCAAGACAAUCAAACAGAAGUCCUAAAGAAGUCCUAUUAAUCCAUCCAUCCUCUACAAGUGAGAAGAUGGAGUGGAGGCCCGUUUCAUUCACUGGCCUCUCUCUGGCCUUGUGUGUAUGUGCACUUUUCGGCCUGACUCUUGCCACCCCAUCAGGACCCGCCUCGGCCACCUGUGCAAUCCUGGAGCAAAGUCGAUUCUUUGGUGUGUUUUCAUCCAAAACGGCUUUUCCAUCCGCCCCAUGCUCGUGGACCCUACAGAACCCAGACCCACGCCGCUACACUGUCUACAUGAAGAUCACCAAACCUACCGAAUCCUGCACCCCUCGCCAGAUCAAGACCUUCCAAUUCGACUCCUUCCUGGAGACCUCGCGGACCUAUCUGGGUAUGGAGAGCUUCGACGAGGUGGUGCACCUUUGUGAUGCCACUUCUGCAGUUGCCUACCUGGAGUCCAGCAAGCAGUUCCUCCAGCUUAGGAAGGUGGUCCCCCAAAUCAGUACAGACAAUCAUGAUGAAGAGGAAAGCAGUGACGACGAGGGUAGCCAGUUCAGCUCGGAGUUCUUGGUCGUAGGCAAGCGGAACCCUAGCGUACCUGCGUGCGAAAUGCUCUGCAAGUGGCUCGAAGACUGCCUGGCGACCAGCUCCCAAGGUAAUCCCUGCGGGAUCAUGGCCACACCAUGCCAGUGCUGGGAGACACCCAAGAGGAGGCCAGGCGGGUGCUACAGGGGUGGGGUCUACGUGGAUAAGUGCACACCGACUUCAAGGGACCUGAACAGGGAUGCUGAGAUCAUGAAGGGCUGGUCUGGUUGGGGUCGCUGGUCUGAGUGCAGUAAUGAGUGUGGGGGUGGAGCCCAGGUGCGCAGCAGGGCGUGCCAGCCCGAGGACAGUGUCUGUGAGGGUGUUGUUGAGGAAGCCAAAGCCUGCAACCCUCAACCCUGCAUCGGUAAAGUGCGCCAACGUAGCAGUGCUCUGCGCUCCAUUAUCGGCCUGAGAAGAGAUGGAGAGGAGACAGCGAUUUCUCAACCUGUUACAGAUGGAGUUCAGGAUCAGUGGUCCUCUUGGAGCUCGUGCUCUGUUAGCUGUGGUGAGGGUUGGCAAAGUCGGACACGCAACUGCAUGACAUCUGGACAGGGCAUACUCUGUACCGGCCCAUUAAGAGAAAACAGACCCUGCAACAACUCCAUCGUUUGCCCAGUGAACGGAGCCUGGGAUGAGUGGGCACCUUGGAGUUUGUGCUCAUCCACCUGUGGUCGCGGUUACCGUGAUCGUGUGCGUACCUGCAAGCCACCCAAUAACGGAGGAGAACCCUGCACCGGACCCAGAAAACAGACCAAAUUCUGCAACAUUGCUGUCUGCCCCGUCGAUGGUUCCUGGAACGAAUGGUCAGCUUGGACUCCAUGCUCCGCGUCUUGCUCCAAUGGGACCAUGCAGCGCACGCGCGAAUGCAACGGGCCAUCGUACGGAGGUUCAGAGUGCAGGGGAGACUGGCUUGAGACUAGCAAUUGCUUCCUUAGAGACUGCCCAGUGGAUGGGAAAUGGACCCCAUGGAGCUCUUGGGGCAGCUGUACUAAGACGUGUGGAGGAGGCAACCAGCAGAGACAGAGAUUCUGUGAGGGACCAUUCUUUAGUGGAGAACCCUGUCAUGGUGAUAAAGCUGAACUCAGACGCUGCAACGAGAAGAGAUGCCCUGAACCCCAUGAGAUUUGUGGUGAGGAGAGCUACGGAAAUGCAGUGUGGAAGAGAACUCCAGCAGGUGACACCGUAGCUGUUCCUUGCCCAUCUGAUGCCACAGGCUUUGUCCUCCGCAGAUGUACCCUUGACGCUAUUGGCUUGGCCUUGUGGGGAAACCCUAGCUACAUUAAAUGCGUCUCAAAAGAGUACCAAGACAUCCAGGCACAGGCUCGUGAGCAGUCCACCAAGUCACAGAAAGGCAUGUCAGUGGACGGCGUGUCUGAAAUGCUGUCCAGACUGAGAAUGACCUCAAAUGAUGCAACGAAAUACAGCGGAGAUCUUCUGGCAGUCAUGGAGGUGCUAAGGAACACCACUGAGAUCUUCAAGGUGGCUGGAUACAGUAGUGUUGAUGUUGAGAACUUUGUUCAAACAAUCAGCAAUUUACUGAAGGAGGAACAUCACGGCAAAUGGCAAGAAGCACAGCUGAUGGGCGUGAACAUCAAAGAGCUCUUCAGUUUGAUCGAGGACUUCAUUGACGUGAUUGGCAAGCACAUGAGAGAUUUCCAAGACCAUUAUGAAAUGACGGAAAACUUUGUCCUGAGCAUCCAGAAGCAUCCCAAAACGACGACUUCGGAUGUGACGUUCCCCCUGAAGGGAUGGAGAGGCAUGAUGGAGUGGGUCCGCAACUCUGAUGAGAAAAUUGUGGUGUCCCGCAAUGCCCUUAGUCUGGAUGUGCCAGAUGCCGAAGAGAGCACAGGCUUUGUGACUGGCAUUGUCCUCUAUAGAAACCUGGGCCCAAUCCUGUCUGUUCAGAGCAAUAGCACCAUGCUCAACUCCAAGGUGGUCACAGUUACUGUAAAACCGAACCCUGGUUACUUGUCCACACCUGUCGAGAUCGAGUUUCCUCACCUGCACAAUGACACCAUCAACGAGACAUGCAUCGCAUGGGACGAGAGCGAGACUGAGUCGUUGCUGGGCUCGUGGUCGGCUCGUGGCUGCAGAGCGCUCGCGCUCGAUUCAGGCAGGACCAGGUGCAUGUGCGACGAUCUGUCCACCUUCGCCAUCUUAGCACGGCCGAACCCCGAUUCAAACAUGGAUAAGAACCUGUUACCAUCAGUUACAAUGAUUGUGGGAUGUGGCGUUUCAUCGCUGACUCUCCUGCUUCUCAUCAUCAUCUAUGUCUCUGUUUGGAAGUAUAUCCGCUCUGAGCGCUCAGUCAUCCUUAUCAACUUCUGCUUGUCUAUCAUAUGUUCCAAUGCAUUGAUUCUGAUUGGUCAAACUCAGGCUCGCAAUAAGAUCAUGUGCACCCUGGUGGCAGCCCUCCUUCAUUUCUUCUUCCUCUCCUCUUUCUGCUGGGUUCUGACCGAGGCCUGGCAGUCCUACAUGGCAGUGACGGGUCGUCUGCGCAAUCGCAUUAUCCGCAAGCGUUUCCUGUGCCUGGGAUGGGGACUGCCUGCUCUCGUCGUGGCCAUUUCUGUUGGCUUCACCAAGGCCAAGGGAUACGGCACGGUCAAUUACUGCUGGCUGUCUCUUGAAGGAGGACUCUUGUACUCGUUCGUCGGACCUGCAGCUGCCGUUGUCUUGGUGAACAUGGUGAUUGGGAUUCUGGUCUUUAACAAGCUUGUGUCCAAGGAUGGCAUCACAGACGUGAAGCUGAAGGAGAGAGCUGGGGCAUCACUAUGGAGUUCAUGUGUAGUCCUGCCUCUGCUGGCUCUAACCUGGAUGUCUGCUGUACUAGCCAUCACAGACCGCCGCUCACCCCUAUUUCAGAUCCUUUUCGCUGUCUUUGAUUCGCUCGAGGGCUUCAUCAUCGUCAUGGUGCACUGCAUCUUGCGCCGAGAGGUUCAGGAGGCUGUAAAGUGCAGGGUGGUUGACCGUAAGGAUGACGGCAACGGCGACUCUGGGAGCUCUCUGCAAAACGGCCAUACACAACGCUUGGGUGACUUUGAAAAGGAUGGUGAUUCAAACAGAUCAGCUGGCAUGAAGAGCUCAUCAGAGGAGAAAAUGCCCCUGCCACAGCUCCCACUACCCAUGGGCCCCAACUUCCACACUCUUCCUUCAAAGCCCAGCGCUAAGACACACAUGCCCUCCAUGGCCGACUACGCCAGCCACACCCUGACCCUCCGUCGCGACAAGGGCCGCGGAGGCGAGCUACCCAGUGUUAAGCCCGUCUACGUUUGCGACAGUGACAUCUUCACGCAGAUGGACCCCGAGCUGGUGCAUGUGCCGACAGACGGCGGUGUCCCCGACGCCAGCGCCUACAUGCUGAUGCCCAACACCACGUCCACUCUCCGCUCCAAGCCCAAGGACGAUGGUUCUUCUAGCUCGAAGUACAACAUCAGCAUGGACCAGAUCCCCCAGGCUCGCAUCAUGCACCUGGGCAGCGGAUACGCAGAGCCCCAGGCAGCCUACGCGACCAAGCCGGUGACCGCCGAUCGCGCCAGCGUGUCGUACUCGGAGCGUGACUCGCCGCUGCAGAACGUGCACAACAUCUCCAGCGAGAGCCACGUCACCAGUCUGUUGGGCGACACCUUCGAUUCCAUGAACUCCAUGAUGUCGAAGAGUGAAACCAUCUCCACGUUGUCCAUGAGCUCGCUGGAGGUCAGCGAGGGGAGGCAGAAAUCUCGUUAUGCUGAGCUAGACUUUGAGAAAAUCAUGCAUACGCGGAAGCGCCAUCAGAACAUGUUCCAGGACCUUAACAGAAAAUUACAUCAUGCCGAGAAGGACAGGGAGUCGCCCGCUUCUGACAGCAAGUCUGUGAGGUGGAGCGUGUCCUCUGCAGGAAGCGACAAAACCAACCACAGCGACAAGCAACAAGCACCAGGCGAGCGUUCAUGGGAGAGCAUGCCACGUUCUCAGACCUCCCCACCUUCAUGGGUGCGAAAGGAUCUCGAGCCUUUGGCAGCAUCGCCCCUAGAUAUGCCCGGUGUGGAAUGGGAAAAGCCUGGCACUGCUAUCCCUCUAGUUGGCCAAGACAUCAUCGACCUGCAGACGGAAGUGUGAAAGCCUUGCUUUAAAAGAUCCUGUACAUCCAUGGCUCCUUUUGGUUUGGGGAGAGAAAAAAAAGGCAGAAGCGGAUGGAAAUUGAGAGGUGGAAGAAGAAAUCUAGAGCGUAAAGCUUAAGAAGGGAUAAGACGAGAACCAAAAACCAUGUCCUGUAAUCCAAAGAAUUUUUGAGAAGAUGCAAGAGAAGGAAAGCUGUCUGGUUGUGUAUUCAUCUGUGUAGCAAGCGUUAGCUCUCAGGUAGUGACGCCAAUGUUAGCGUGAGAGAAGCAGGAAAUCCGAUGGAUAGAUUGGUGCAUGGAGUGGCUUUGGUUCUCCUCUGGGCACGAAAAAGGUUCUCAUUUUUCCACCGAGAGCUUCUGUAACUCUUCCUUCUGGUCCAGGAGAGGUGUGGUCUUCAUGCCUGUGCCUUUUGUUCAGUUUUUCGUUCGACUUCAGCGUGGAAAGGUUGACCAGUCGCUCUACCGCUUGAGCUUGACCUCUUCCAGCGUCUCUCCUCUUAAAAUGAGAGAAAAACAGGCGCCGAGUGACUUCCCAGCGGCCUCGGCUGAAACGAACGGACACACGUCGCCAAAUGUUUGCGCUGUGAUUACGUUUUAUAUUGCUUCACGUAGCGCUGCUUCAGAGCUUAUAACAGACUCUUCCAUUGAACUCAAUUCAAAGUCGCUCAGCAUAACUUUCCUGGACU